GCUUCUGCACCUGUUACACCAGCUGCUGCAUGCCCCUGCGCGGCGAAUAAUGGAUCAUCGUCGUGGUGACCGCCAUUCUCCCCUGGCCAAGGUGAGCCUCUGCGCCCUGACGUUCAACACCGCCGUGGCCGCCUACAGGUCGCGCGGCGACCCGAGCUCGGUCGCGUUCGUGGCGCUCGCCUACGCAGCGCUGCUGCUGCUCUUCCAUUUCCUACGCAAGUUCGAGCGCGUGCCACCUGCGGACAGGGGCAAGGUGAAGGCGGCGGUCUGGGCGCUCUCGACGCUGCUUACCGCGAUGUUUGCAUCGCGGGUGGCUCCUCUGAUGCCGCCGCUCGUCGGCGUCGCGGUCUGGGCGAUGGCCGCCGUGACGGCCGGCGGUGGGUACUGGGCGUUGUUUGUCAACCACUGAGGCGUGACCGACCGACUCCAGUUUCAUUGUGUCAGAGUCCCGGCUCGCAGAGCAGCAGUGUAGAUGCUGCAGUUGGUAUCGUUGCCGACUGAGAUGAAUUCGUUGGUUACGCCCAUGAUUUGGCUUUUUUCGGCUUUUCUAUACAUCUUCAGAGACUUGCAAUGAAUUUUGCUUAUUUAUCGAAGUUGUGUCUUGAUUUGAGACUCAA
This is a messenger RNA of Phragmites australis (common reed), 617 nucleotides long. RefSeq lists its product as uncharacterized. The coding region runs from base 50 to 409 and encodes 119 amino acids. The transcript has a single exon. The record is from RefSeq and is a predicted model, not a curated record. Lineage: Eukaryota; Viridiplantae; Streptophyta; Magnoliopsida; Poales; Poaceae.